CUCAAAGAUAGAGCUUGAUCAUGUCUGGACGCGGAAAGACCGGAGGCAAAGCCAGGGCUAAGGCCAAGAGCCGCUCCUCCAGAGCAGGGCUGCAGUUCCCCGUUGGCCGAGUUCACAGGCUGCUGAGGAAAGGGAACUACGCUGAGCGCGUCGGUGCCGGGGCUCCUGUGUAUCUGGCUGCGGUGCUGGAAUAUCUGACAGCUGAGAUCCUGGAGUUGGCUGGAAAUGCUGCCCGCGACAAUAAGAAGACCAGGAUCAUCCCCCGCCACCUGCAGCUGGCUGUCCGCAACGACGAGGAGCUGAACAAGCUGCUCGGUGGAGUCACCAUCGCUCAAGGAGGAGUUCUCCCCAACAUCCAGGCGGUGCUGCUGCCCAAGAAAACCGAGAAACCCGCAAAGAAGUAAAGCUACGUCACCUAAAACCAACCAACGGCUCUUUUAAGAGCCACGCAAAUAUUCUCAAGAGCGGGAUUCAAUUAAAAUUAAACUUUCGGUGCACUUGUUUCCAGAAAGUCAUGUGACCGAUACAGGAGUUAGGGCCAUACUGAAAAUUUAGUCUGUCAACAUGAUGAAUCUGCUAAAAAAUAAAGAUUUUGCGGUUUCUGAUGAUUGGAUGUAGCUGCUUGAAAGGAAUAGGAACGCUUCAGCCUUUGCUUAUUUUUAUUU
This is a messenger RNA of Cyprinodon tularosa, 665 nucleotides long. Its product is annotated as histone H2A-like. The coding region runs from base 21 to 404 and encodes 127 amino acids. The record is from RefSeq and is a predicted model, not a curated record. Gene Ontology annotation, cellular component: nucleosome. The transcript has a single exon. Gene Ontology annotation, molecular function: structural constituent of chromatin; DNA binding; protein heterodimerization activity. Lineage: Eukaryota; Metazoa; Chordata; Actinopteri; Cyprinodontiformes; Cyprinodontidae.